AUGGCUCCUGCAAAGAAGGGUGGCAAGAAGAAAGGCCAUUCUGCCAUCAAUGAGGUGGCGACUGGAGAAGACACCGUCAACAUUCCCAAGCACAUCCAUGGAGUGGAUUUCAAGAAAUGUGCCACUCAGGCCCUCAAACAGAUCUGGAGAUUUGCCAUGAAGGAGAUGGGAACUCCAGAUGUGUGCAUUGACACCAGGUUUGACAAAGGUGCCUGGGCCAAAGGAAUGAGGAAUAUUCCCUAUUGUUUCUGUGUGCAGUUGCCCAGAAAACAUAACAAGGAUGAAGACCCACCAAACCAGCUCUAUACGUUGGUUACCUAUGUAUCUGUCACCACCUUCAAAAUUGACUGA
Messenger RNA from Ailuropoda melanoleuca (giant panda), 351 nucleotides. Its product is annotated as 60S ribosomal protein L31-like. Lineage: Eukaryota; Metazoa; Chordata; Mammalia; Carnivora; Ursidae. Bases 1 to 351 code for a protein of 116 amino acids. The record is from RefSeq and is a predicted model, not a curated record. The transcript has a single exon. Gene Ontology annotation, molecular function: structural constituent of ribosome. Gene Ontology annotation, cellular component: cytosolic large ribosomal subunit; ribosome. Gene Ontology annotation, biological process: cytoplasmic translation.